This is a messenger RNA of Coniosporium apollinis CBS 100218, 651 nucleotides long. Its product is annotated as C-8 sterol isomerase. Gene Ontology annotation, cellular component: endoplasmic reticulum. The transcript is spliced from 2 exons. Gene Ontology annotation, biological process: ergosterol biosynthetic process. NCBI's taxonomy places the organism in Eukaryota, Fungi, Ascomycota, Dothideomycetes. The record is from RefSeq and is a predicted model, not a curated record. Bases 1 to 651 code for a protein of 216 amino acids.
AUGCGCUUCCUAACCCUUCUCGGUGCCUUGAUAGGUGCACUUUCCUCCAUAAUGUACCUCCUGGACUCACAUCUAGAUAAGUUCUACAUCUUCACGCCCUCCGAGCUUCAGUCUUUGGCUCAAGCUGCCGUCGAAGCUCAUGGCAACGACACUACCUCCGUCGUCCAAUACAUCGUCUCCAACCUCUCCGCCAAGUACCUGCAUCACGUGAACUUGGAGGAAGAAUGGAUUUUUAACAACGCGGGCGGUGCUAUGGGUGCUAUGUACAUCAUCCACGCUUCCGUGACCGAAUAUUUAAUCAUUUUCGGCACCGCGAUCGGGACUGAGGGCCAUACGGGAAGGCACACGGCGGACGACUAUUUCCAUAUCCUGCGCGGCGAGCAACUGGCGUAUGCACCGGGAAAGGGCGUCUACGAGCCGGAGAGGUAUCCGCAGGGCACUGUGCAUCAUCUAAAGAGGGGUGAUGUUAAGCAGUAUAAGAUGGAGAGCGGGUGUUUUGCAUUAGAGUACGCGAGGGGUUGGAUUCCGCCUAUGCUGAUCUUUGGAUACGCUGAUACGUUUUCGAGUACAUUGGAUUUCCCCACGCUUUGGAGGACGACUUGGGUCACUGGUCGCGAGAUGCUGGAAAACUUAGCGAUGGGCAAGCUUUGA